Ceratotherium simum simum (southern white rhinoceros) is the source of this 492-nucleotide messenger RNA. The record is from RefSeq and is a predicted model, not a curated record. Lineage: Eukaryota; Metazoa; Chordata; Mammalia; Perissodactyla; Rhinocerotidae.
AUGGCGGAGGACGAGCCGAGGCGGCCGCAGCUCGACAUGCCCCUGGUCCCGGACGAGUACCUGACCAGGCAGAUGCGGCUGCGCGUGGAGAGCCUGCGGCAGCGCGGGGAGAAGCGCCAGGACGGCGAGAAACUGCUGCGGCCGGCCGAGGCCGUGUACCGCCUCGACUUCGUCCAGCAGCACAAGCUGCAGUUUGAGCGCUGGGACGUGGUGCUGGACAAGCCGGGCAAGGUCACCAUCACGGGCACCUCCCAGAACUGGACGCCCGACCUCACCAACCUCAUGACCCGCCAGCUGCUGGACCCCACUGCCAUCUUCUGGCGCAAGGAGGACUCGGAGGCCGUGGAUUGGAAUGAGGCCGACGCCCUGGAGUUCGGGGAGCGCCUGUCCGAGCUGGCCAGGAUCCGCAGGGUCAUGUACUUUCUCAUCACCUUCAGCGACGGCCUCGAGCCCGCCAACCUCAAGGCCUCCGUGGUCUUCAGCCAGCUCUGA